CUUAUUACGUUCUUGGUCCGCCAUCUGAUCGGGUUAAUCCCAUCAUUGGUGCUUUCAUUGAGAGCAAUACUGUGAGAUAAGGCUGUGAGAUUAUGGCCGGACGAAGGACGAGACGUAACACUGCUGCUUCCGCCCAGUCGACGGUGAGGAGUGACAACCCUGAGCAGGGUAUGAUCGUUCCUGUCAAUGGGUCCAUCCGGUAUCCGGGACGUCCCUCCCGGGCAACCCCGUCAGGUACUGCGUACCGCGAGUUCUCCUAUCCACAGGAGCUUCAUGAUCCGGAAGAGGUUGAGAGGGAGAAACGAGCCAUUGCCAGACGCCGGGCGGAGGAAUUGGCCCGGAAUAGUAAAGUGAAUGAGGACUGGGCCAAGGAUGCAAGCCGGAUCGUCGGCGAUGGAAACGAAAACCCGCGGGGAUCCGUCUUUGAAAGGAUAUCUCGCCAGAAGGCUCACGUUAGUGAGAGGCUGGGGAAGAAUCCGGAUAAGGCACCCCAGGGUUGGAUACGACCUCAGGCCAGCCAGGUGGCAUCUUCCAAUCGCGAACCCCGGCAGCAAAACGGCCGUGGCGCGAGCCAAGUGCUGGUCCGGUCAUUCAGGAAUCUGGAGGAGGACGAGGUUCAAAGCCAAGCCAGGGUCCCAGCACCACGGCGUCUGGGGCCGCCGGUGCCGGAAGCUGGUGAAUUCCAAGAUCUGAGGCAGCAGAUUCAGGAGAUGCAGAGGAAGAUAAACAAGGGUCGAGUAUUCACUACCCACGCUAGUGACGCACUCAUGUGCCGGUGCUUCUUGCAGACAGUUGACAGCAAGGUCGCGGAUUGGGUCAACCAUAUCCCUGCCGGAUCGAUCCGGACAUGGGAUGAAUUGGGACUACGGUUCCUAGAGCAUUUCGCCGGGAACUGCCGUCCCAAAAAGCAUAAGCAUUUCACUCACUUGGCUUCGGUGCGACAGAAGCAUGGAGAAUCCUUGAAGAAUUUCCUUAUCCGAUGGAGGAAAGAGUCCAGGGAGGUUGAAGGAACCGAUGAUAAAUCCAGGUUGGCUAUGUUCACAGCGGCAUUACAGGAUGGACUCCUUCACAUCGAUCUUACUACUCAUCCCCCGGAUACCUUUGAAGAAGCAAUGGUCCGGGCGGGGAGGUAUGUGACCCUGGAAGAAAGGAAGGAGGAAAAGAAAGAGAAGACUCCUAAAGAAGAAGAGAAGACGGGAAAUAAGAAGCCGUUUAAAAAUAAGAAGCAGGGCUUCCCGGAUGGCCCAAAGGGCACAAGUCCUGGAACCUCGGAGAAGCACAAAUCUGCCAAUCCAGUCUUCACAUUGCCGGUGGCUGAGAAUGAUCACAACACGGAAGAUUGCUAUACUCUGAAGAAUGAGAUGGCAAGGCUAAUCCGCCGGGGUCAUCUAAAGAAAUUCGUGCAAGAUGGUGAUGCGGGAAAUCCCGGGAAUGCUCAGAAUGGAAAGCGCAGAGAUAAAGAAGUGGCCCAGGCCGAGGCCUGGGAGAAACGCCACAUUGGGCUCGAAGACGAAGAGGAGGAUUCGGAACCCGCACUGCAUCGCCAGAAGAGACACCACGGGUGUAACUUCAUCAUUGGAGGGAAUACUGGCGGAGACUCAGCCACAAGCCGGAAGAAGUGGGCUAACGCGGCGAUGGUCAACAAGGUGCUGGUCCCAGAAGGUAAGAAGCUGAAAACCGAUCCAAUUGUAUUUUCUAAUGCCGAUCUCCCAGAAACAGGGGUCCCCCAUAGGGAUGCCCUAGUGAUUACUAUUGAUAUAAUGGACUUAUUGAUCCACAAAACCCUUGUGGAUACGGGAAGCUCCAUUAAUAUCAUGUAUAUGGAUACGUACAAGGCUCUUGGUUUGACAAGGGAUGAAUUAUCACCCAUCAAGACUCCACUGACCGGGUUCACCGGUGACUCUAUUGAACCGGAGGGGGUGAUAACCCUCCCGGUUGAGAUAGGGGAUACUAAGGCUACCCGGAAGUUGGACAUGGAGUUUGUUGUGGUGGGGAUAAUCUCCAACACAAACAUUAUCCUGGGCAGACCCGGAUUGGAAGAUUUGGAGUGUGUCAUCUCGCCUCGUCACCUGUGCAUAAAUUUCCCAACCCCCCACGGAGUUGGAAUUGCCAGGGGAUCUCAGAGAGUGUCCCGGGCAUGGUAUUUGAAGGCAACCAAACAGCCGGUCAAGUACGAUACCCAAGUGGGAGAGGUGACUGCGCAGCUCCUGAGGGCUGAGGAAAAACGUCCCAGAGUAGAAGUUGCUGGCGACAUUGAAGAAGUGGAACUGGAGCCAGGCACGCCGGGAAGGUUGGUCAGGAUUGGCAAGGGCCUGGGGGCUGAACUCAGAUCACAAGUGAUUUCAGUCCUUAGAAGGUUCAGGAGGGUCUUUGCAUGGAGUCCAGCUGAUAUGCCAGGGCUGGAUCACAAGAUUGUAGUUCAUCGCCUAAAUGUCCUGCGGGAUGCUAAACCAGUGAAGCAGAAACGGAGGCAUUUGUCGCAGGAAAGAAGAGAUUUCGUGAAGAAGGAGGCUCACCGGAUUAUUGUGCUCAAGAAAGAGCCUUUGGCGUCACUUACCCGAAGCCCCGCGGCAUCUGCCCGGAUGACCAAGUGGGCAGUCUUCAUUAGUCAGUAUAACGUGGAGUUCAGGCCGCGCCCAUCCAUCAAGGGGCAAGCACUCACCGACUUUCAAGUUGAGUGCACCGCCAGAGAAAUGACAAGAGCCCAGGUUGAAACCCGGGUGGAAAAGGACUGGUGGGUAAUGAGCAUUGAUGGAUCUUCGGGAUCUCGAUCUUGCGGAGCAGGGAUCGUCUUGAUCACCCCAGAAAAAUUCCGGAUUUAUUACGCUAUCAGAUUUCAGUUCCGCGUAUCCAACAAUGAAGCUGAAUAUGAGGCCUUGAUCAACGGAUUGAAGAUUCUUAGUAAGAUGGGAGUAUCCAGGGUUCGGGUUUACAGCGACUCCCGAUUAGUGGUGGGACAAAUCACAGGGGAGUUUGAAGCAAAGGAAGAAAGGAUGAAGAGGUAUCGGGACUUGUCUUUAGAGAUUUUGGGGAGGUUUGAGUUUAAGCUUGAACAUAUACCCCGGGCCCAGAACGCAGAGGCCGAUGUUCUAUCCAAGCUCAGCGCAGAGUCACCGGAAUACAUAAGCAAAUUAGCAACCGUCGAGGAACUGGUAACCCCGAGUCUUAACAGCAAUGAGGUGAUCUGGGUAUCAGCAGAUCCUCCGGAAUGGCUGGACCGGUUGGCCAAAUACAUUGAGGACGGUGAAGCCCCGGAAAAUCCCGAAGAAGCACGUCUGUUGCGAAUGAGGGCACCUACCUACCAGGUACAGGAUGGAGUCCUCUAUAAGCGAUCUUACAACGGUGUUUUACUCCGUUGCCUCAGGGCAGCAGAGGCAAAGGCACUAAUGGAAGAAAUACAUGAAGGAGAUUGCGAAGAGUAUGUACGCAAGUGCCCGACCUGCCAACAAUUCCAGAAUAUACCCGGGAGGCCGGCCACGAAUUACACGCCUAUCAGUUCUGUGAUUCCCUUCUCAAGAUGGGGGAUUGAUAUUGUGGGAGCUCUGCCGAAAGGAGCUGGGCAGGCAAGGUGGAUUGUGGUGGAGAUAGACUAUUUCACAAAGUGGGUGGAAGCUGAGCCACUUGCCGGGAUUACCGGAAGGCAGAUGAUCGACUUCGUCGGAACGAAUAUACUCUGCAGGUUUGGGGUCCCGAGGCAGAUCAUAUCUGACAAUGGAACCCAGUUUGAGGAAGCAGAGUUUCAAGACUUCCUCAAAACUUGGGGAAUUCAGCACACAAAGGUGUCUGUUGCGUACCCUCAGGCUAAUGGACAAGUGGGGAAUGCCAACGAGGAAGAAUCAGAAGAAGAAUCGGAAAUAGUGAGAUCAAUAAAGACAACUCUGUUGGCGUUAUUAGCCAUGUUGAGAAAUUGAUUGUGAUGAUGAAGGGGAUCAGCCUAGUCCCUUAAAUAGGCGAGUAAUCCCAGAGGAGAAAGUGCAAGGGACGCGGAGUCAAAGUGCUUAUCCGAUUGGGAAGCAGUUGCGAAUUCCCGAGGAGAGCUAGGGUUGCGUCGUCUUAUUAUUGGGCUAGGGUGAAUUGGGCCCGGCGUAAUUAAGGUGGGCUAGUCACGUAGCGCAAUGGUAAAUAAGAAGAACAGAAUUUU
Molecule: messenger RNA, 4141 nt
Organism: Cuscuta campestris
Lineage: Eukaryota; Viridiplantae; Streptophyta; Magnoliopsida; Solanales; Convolvulaceae
Source: the annotation of a GenBank genome assembly